This is a messenger RNA of Symbiodinium sp. CCMP2592, 351 nucleotides long. The record is from the annotation of a GenBank genome assembly. NCBI's taxonomy places the organism in Eukaryota, Dinophyceae, Suessiales, Symbiodiniaceae.
AUGACCGAAUUGGAUGCCCAGGGCCUCUGGCUUCACCGCAAACACCAGGCCCUGAAGCAAGUGUUUGGUGCUGCGCCCGAGGCCGUGGAACAUGCCCGCCAGCAUGUCUACAGCACGUUGAAGAUUCUGGUGGCGCACCUACAGGAAGCCGGUGACUAUCUCCUGGGAGCAAAUUUCAGUGCCGCAGACAUCCUACUGGUGCACUGUCUCGACUGGGCUUCGGCCAUCAAGUGGCUUCCGACCCCCGAGAUCACGGGAGAGGUGGAGGCAGUCCUGACUGCAUACCACAUGCGCUGUUGCCAGCGACCGGCCUACCAGCGCUCCGUCGAGCAGCGAAAUGCAAAGAUGUGA